Molecule: messenger RNA, 2767 nt
Organism: Syngnathoides biaculeatus (alligator pipefish)
Lineage: Eukaryota; Metazoa; Chordata; Actinopteri; Syngnathiformes; Syngnathidae
Product: 5'-AMP-activated protein kinase subunit gamma-2-like
Exons: 16
Coding region: 580-2487 (635 amino acids)
Source: RefSeq, a predicted model, not a curated record
GGGGAGGGGCAUGGGGGUCCUUUCCCCUCGACGUCUCACGGUCACAUUUUCUGAUGACGUGACGCGAGUGUCGUGAGAAAGGUUUGCCGAUCCCGCGCAACCCGAACGUCGACACCCGAGCCGCCCUCCGGCAUCAACAAGACAAUCUGGCGGGCAUCUUGCGUGUCGUGUUUGUGUUUCUUCUCGGAGGACCUUCAAACGUCCUCCAGGCCGCGGCGGCCGCCCUGCGGGACCUCGCCCACGACGGCAACUUUUGGGCUUUGCGAGACGGCCGUUGGCUGCCGCGCGUGGACCAAAGUAAGCCAAAAGUGGGAGGCGGCGCUGACACCGGGACGACGGACGACGGCACCGGAGCGAGCGCCCCGAGGAGGCCGCCAUCCGCUCGCGCUUGGGACGAUUUUGCGCGCCACAGGCGGACAACGCUUCCGGUUGACGGUUGAAAGACGCCACCUGGCCUGGGCUUCCGUGCUCCGCUUCUUCGUUGUUCGGAGGCCGUCCGCAAACACGUCGACGACGCGAGAGAUUGGAUCGGGUGCCGUCUUCAGAAUUGAUGAUGACGAGGACAUCGUUGCGCUAGGAAUGUCUUUCCCGACCGGAGCCAAGGACGACGUCAGGAAGGGGGAGACAAACGGCAGCAGCAACUUCUUCAGGGUGAGAGCGAAAGCCACGCCCACUCCUGGCAAAAGCAGCGCGGAAUCCCCGCCCACCACACGGAGAUCGAGCUUCAGUGGGAUGUUCAGGGCUGCCUGCAGGGAAUCGAACCAGCAAACGUCUACCUCCGUCAAAUUCUUCUCACGCAACAAAAGGAGUAAAACCAGAACGCUCAGCCUGUCAUGCGCGGCCCCCUCCGCGCCCCCUCCGGGCCCCGGGAGGGCAGCCGCCUUCCGCCUGGAGACGUACGCCGCGGAGCCCAGACGUCUGCGAUCUUUCUCGGCACCCCCGGACGCCCGUCACCUGACGCCUUUAGCCCCGCCGUUUCGUCUCGGCGGACAGGAGGGGAACGACGACGGGGGAGGCCCUCAGCGGCGGCGCCGUGUGGACGACGGCGCGUGUGCGGACUCCGAGAGGGACGUCUACACGCGCUUCAUGAAGUCGCACAAGUGUUACGACAUCGUGCCCACCAGCUCCAAGCUGGUCGUCUUUGACACCACGCUGCAGGUGAAGAAAGCCUUCUUCGCUCUGGUCGCUAACGGAGUCCGGGCGGCUCCUCUGUGGGAAACCAAGAAACAAAGUUUUGUUGGAAUGUUGACCAUCACCGACUUCAUCAACAUCUUGACCAGAUACUACAAGUCCCCCAUGGUUCAGAUUUACGAGCUGGAGGAACACAAGAUCGAGACGUGGAGAGAAGUUUACCUGCAGGAGACCUUCAAGCCUCUCGUCCGCAUCUCGCCGGACGCCAGCAUCUUCGACGCGGUGCGGUCGCUCAUCCGGAACAAGAUCCACCGUCUUCCCGUCAUCGACCCCUCCACUGGCAACGCGCUUUACAUCCUGACGCACAAACGCAUCCUGAAGUUCUUGCAGCUCUUUCUGUGCGAGAUGCCCAAACCCGCCUUCAUGAAGAAGACGCUGGAGGAAGCGGGCGUGGGCACGUACGCCGACAUCGCCUUCAUCCACCCGGACACGCCCCUCAUCGCCGCACUGUCCGUCUUCAGGCGUCGCCGCGUCUCCGCCCUGCCCGUCGUCAAUCACCAUGGCCAAGUGGUGGACAUCUACUCCAAGUUCGACGUCAUCGUGAGUACAGCCGCCGAACCUCCUUCGGCCGCGGGCGCUCACCGUUUGCGGUUUGUUCCUCAGAACUUGGCGGCGGAGAAAACCUACGACGACCUGGACGUGACGGUCACGCAGGCGCUCCGGCACCGCUCCCAGCACUUCGAGGGAGUCAUGAAGUGCAACAAGAUGGAGACGCUCGAGACCAUCGUGGACCGCAUCGUCAAGGCCGAGGUUCACAGGUUGGUGGCGGUGGACCGCCAGUCUCGUAUCGUGGGCAUCGUGUCCUUGUCGGACAUCCUUCAAGCGCUCGUCUUGAGUCCUGAUGGGGCGCUCAGGGACGGCCGCUCUCUUCAGACUCCGUCGGAGGACGAUCCGGAACACGACCGGGACCAGAGUCAGGAUCUGAACACUGAUCAGGAACAAAAGUGGGACCGGGACAACAGUCGUGGUCAGAAGACUGAUCGGGACCGGAAACAUAACCAGAACCAGGACCAGGACCAGGACCGCAGCCAAGGCCAGGAGAACGACAACCAACACAACCAGGACCAUGACAGCAAUAAGGAACAAAACCAGGAUCAGGAUCGUGACCAGAAAAUUGACAAGGACGAAAAGGACCGAGACCGCGGUCAGGAACACAACCAAGAACAUAAUUACUACAACAAACAGGACCAGGACCACAGUCAGGAUCAGAACACUGAUGAUCAGGACCAGCAACACAGGCAGGACCGUGAUCAGCAUCGAGACCAGGACCAGGAGGACGACAACGAACACAACUAGGACCGUGACCAGAAUACUGGGCAAGAAGAAAAGGACCAUGACCAGAAACAAAACCAGCAUCAGGUACACCACCUCGACCAUAAUCAGAACAAGAAACAUGACCGGGAGGGGCAACGAUCUUGGUCCUGGUUACGGUCUGAACGCCGCUGCACUCAACAACUCAUCCUGCCCGCAAGUCAAGUGGGAGUCACAAGAAUGCGAUUGAAGAUUGUCCAUGUUCAAAUUUGAUGGUCCAGCUGAAAGAAAAUUUCCAUCCAACCAUUAAAAAGUCGACUUUCCA